AUGGAGAAGCUCCUCGACACAGGCAAAGUCCGCGCCAUCGGCGUCUCCAACUUCUCCAUAAAGAACCUGGAGAUCCUGCUCAAGCAUGCCAAGGUCGCGCCAGCGAACAACCAGGUCGAGAUCCACCCCUACCUCCCGCAGCACGCGCUACAAAAGUACUGCGACGAGAAGGGUAUCCUCCUCUCCGCGUACUCCCCGCUCGGCCAGGGCAACCCGAUGUUCUUCAGCGACCCCGACUUUGCCAGGAUCGCCGAGAGCCACGACGCCACGCCGGCACAGAUCUCGAUCAGCUGGCUCGUCCAGCGGGGCACGCCACCGAUUGUGAAAAGCGCCAACGUCGAGCGCAUGAAGAAGAACAUCACCCUCGUGAAGCUCUCCCCGGGAGAGAUGGAGGUCAUCGACAACAUCCACAGGAAGCCCGGCGCGCACAGGUCGCUGAUGACGUACCACAGGCCCGACGGCACGGCGUCCAUGUGGACGUACGAGCAGCUUGGGUGGCCGAUGACUGUGGGCGGACUUGUCAAGGAGUAG
Molecule: messenger RNA, 531 nt
Organism: Phanerochaete carnosa HHB-10118-sp
Lineage: Eukaryota; Fungi; Basidiomycota; Agaricomycetes; Polyporales; Phanerochaetaceae
Exons: 4
Coding region: 1-531 (176 amino acids)
Molecular function (GO): oxidoreductase activity
Source: RefSeq, a predicted model, not a curated record